Molecule: messenger RNA, 2298 nt
Organism: Gavialis gangeticus (Gharial)
Lineage: Eukaryota; Metazoa; Chordata; Crocodylia; Gavialidae
Gene: NR5A1
Product: nuclear receptor subfamily 5 group A member 1
Exons: 7
Coding region: 1-1365 (454 amino acids)
Biological process (GO): regulation of transcription by RNA polymerase II; tissue development; hormone-mediated signaling pathway
Cellular component (GO): RNA polymerase II transcription regulator complex
Molecular function (GO): nuclear receptor activity; zinc ion binding; RNA polymerase II cis-regulatory region sequence-specific DNA binding
Source: RefSeq, a predicted model, not a curated record
AUGGCACGCGGCACAAGGUGCCGCAGUCGUGGCGUCGGGGCUGGGGGGAAGAGGCGGUCGGCUGAGGAGCAGCCCGAGCUCGGGCCCCGGUGGCGGCAGCACUACACGUGCACCGAGAGCCAGAGCUGCAAGAUCGACAAGACCCAGCGCAAGCGCUGCCCCUACUGCCGCUUCCAGAAGUGCCUCAGCGUGGGCAUGCGGCUGGAAGCUGUGCGUGCAGACCGGAUGCGAGGAGGAAGAAACAAGUUCGGGCCCAUGUACAAGCGAGACCGGGCCUUGAAGCAGCAGAAGAAGGCUCUGAUCCGCGCCAACGGCUUUAAGCUGGAGACUGUGCCUCAGAUUGUGUCCCCCGUGCAAAGUGACUACAACCUGUCCUCCACCAUCCACAGCCUCCACGCUGCGGCCAAGACCCUGCCCCCCAACCCGGCCGCCCUCACACCCGUCGACUACGACCGGAGCCCCUACGGGACCCCGUCCCUGGGCGUGACUGUGCCGAGCCACGGGGCGCUGUCCGGCUACCACUACCCCUCCUUCCCCAACCGCACCAUCAAGUCUGAGUACCCGGACCCCUACACAAAUUCCCACGAGUCAGUGGCCGGCUACGUGUACCCCGAUGCCUACCCCAACAGCUCCCCGCCCGACAUCCCCGAGGUCAUCCUCAAGCUGCUGCAGCUGGAGCCUGACGAGCCCCAGGUGAAGGCUCGGAUACUAGCCUGCUUGCAGCAGGAGCAGGGCAAGGGCCGGCACGAGAAGCUCAGCACCUUCGGCCUCAUGUGCAAGAUGGCAGACCAGACCCUCUUCUCCAUCGUGGAGUGGGCGCGGAGCUGCAUCUUCUUCAAGGAGCUGGAGGUGGGCGACCAGAUGAAGCUGCUGCAAAACUGCUGGAGCGAGCUGCUGGUGUUCGACCACAUCUACAGGCAGGUGCAGCACGGCAAGGAGCACAGCCUGCUGCUCGUCACCGGCCAGGAGGUGGACAUGUCGACCUUGGCGGUGCAAGCGGGCUCCAUCCUGAACAACCUGGUCCUGCGUGCCCAGGAGCUCGUCCUGCAUAUGCACUCCCUCCAGGUUGACCGGCAGGAGUUUGUCUGCCUCAAGUUCCUGAUACUCUUCAGUCUCGAUGUGAAAUACCUGGAGAACCACAGCCUGGCCAAGGACGCGCAGGAGAAGGCCAACGCGGCGCUGCUGGAGUACACCGUGUGCCACUACCCGCACGCCACGGACAAGUUCCGGCAGCUCCUGCUGCGGCUGGCCGAGAUCCGGGCCCUGAGCAUGCAGGCCGAGGAGUACCUGUACCACAAGCACCUGAGUGGGGAGGUGCCCUGCAACAACCUCCUCAUCGAAAUGCUCCACGCCAAGCGGACUUGAGCGCAGCCUCCAGGCAACAGACUGCAGCGGUGGCGCCCGCUGCGGGCACCGAGGGCUGGCCGGCCCCGUGCCCCAGCUUUGCUAUUGAAACUGGACUCUUGGGAAGUUUCAGAGGAUUUAUUUUAAUAUACAGGAACUCUGGUUUCACAGCUCUGUCACCACCCUGCCCUGUCCUGCGUGGGCUGACCCGCCAAAGACCUGCCUCUCACCUGGCAGCAAGCUCCCCUCCCAGCCACUGGCUUCACCCGCAGGGGGGAAGGGCGGGGGGCACCCACCCUUCGCUAUGGCUUGUCUCUUAUUUAUGUUCCUUUCAAGCUGCCUUUUCUUAGCAGGGACCUUCCCCCAGCCCCUCUGCCCGCUAAUGUGAAGCGUCUUGGGGAUGCCUCCUCCCACGGCGAGGGAACGAGGGGAAGGGCUCCAUGGCCAGCUUGCCUCCUCGGAGAUGGCUCCCGGCUCUGCUCAGUGGGGUGGAGCAUUUGGGGAGCAAGAAGUCAGGGCUGGGGGUCGGCAGCAGGAGGGUGAUAGUGGCAAAGGGUGCUGUGCGGGGAGCUGGCCAUCCAGCACGAGCAUCCUGCCCCUGCCCUCUGUUUGGGAGGGAGUGGACAGCCAGGCUCGCCUCCACCAGUGGGGUCUGCACGGCAGCUGUCCCUCUCCGCCGGGGUGACCCUGCCCUGCCACCAUGGUGCCACGGCAGUGUGGCUGUGCAAGCCUGCCAGCCCAUGGGUGCUGCUUGGGGGUGGGCAGGUCUUGCCCCAGAGUAAAUGGGAAAAGGCUGGAGGUGGGGAGGGGUGAGCAAGCAACGGGAUGACAGGUGGGGCAGUGUCAGCACUUAGAUAACACAUGGGCUCUGCCUCUGGGCAAGCUUGGCCUGAUGUGCCAGAGCAGGGUGCUCUCCUCCCCAAGGAGCCGAUCCUGCUUGGUUAGCACGCCAAG